This is a messenger RNA of Sceloporus undulatus (fence lizard), 3547 nucleotides long. RefSeq names its product mitogen-activated protein kinase kinase kinase kinase 1 (gene MAP4K1). The record is from RefSeq and is a predicted model, not a curated record. Gene Ontology annotation, biological process: protein phosphorylation. The transcript has 32 exons. Lineage: Eukaryota; Metazoa; Chordata; Lepidosauria; Squamata; Phrynosomatidae. Gene Ontology annotation, molecular function: MAP kinase kinase kinase kinase activity; ATP binding. The coding region runs from base 471 to 2984 and encodes 837 amino acids.
GGUCCAGGAUUUCCGUGUUUUCAAAUAGCAUUUUAUGCCCAGGAUGGUUUAUAACAUGUUCUGCUAUGGCUGAUUUUUCUGGUUAACCCAGUCCACAGCAUCUCUCAUGCUCCUUGAUCUGUGUUUGAACACUGCGUUUGGUGGUCCCUAUGUAGACUUAUCUGCAGCUGCACCGUAUGCAGGAAACUCCUGAACAGAGAACUCUUCCUAAAGGUAACUGAUCCCAUAAAAGCGAAGGCACAAACACAAGCAGAAGCCUUAUGUGAUCUCAAUAUCCCCCAGUAAUAGAGCUUGUUCAGUUGUCUAAAGGCCACAAAGGACUUCAUGCAACCCAAUCAUGCUUCAAAUCAGGAAGCAGCACGCUGAGAAAUGUAUCAGUGCUCCGACCACAUUGCUGCUGACGCCUACGCUUGCAGGGUCACCAGCUUUGAAGCCUCCGCCUCGAGAAAGAGGGGAAAAAACGCUUCACGAUGGAUGCCCAAGAAAGAGCGGUUCUAGAGAUUUCCACCAGAAACCCUCAAGAUGACUUUGAGCUUCUGCAGCGAGUCGGCGGAGGGACCUAUGGGGAAGUCUAUAAGGCAAGGAACAAAGAAACCGGGAAACUGGCUGCUAUCAAAAUGGUCAAGAUGGAAGCAGAUGACGAUUGCGCCACUAUUCAGCAGGAGAUCCUGAUGGUGAAAACGUGCAAACACGACAACAUUGUUGCCUACUAUGGAAGCUAUAUACGGUUUAACAAGCUGUGGAUUUGCAUGGAGUUCUGUGGAGGUGGCUCUCUUCAAGAUGUCUACCAAGCCACUGGACCUUUGACAGAGCUUCAGAUUGCCUAUGUAUGUCGAGAAACGUUGAAAGGUCUUUCUUAUCUCCAUAACCAAGGGAAGAUCCACAGAGAUAUUAAGGGAGCCAACAUCCUCCUCAAUGACCACGGAGCAGUAAAACUGGCGGAUUUUGGCAUCUCAGCUCAACUCAGCGCUACUUUUGCCCGGAGAAUGUCUUUCAUCGGUACACCUUACUGGAUGGCUCCGGAAGUGGCAGCGGUGGAACUCAAAGGCGGAUACAAUGAACUGUGUGAUGUGUGGUCAGUGGGGAUCACAGCUAUUGAGUUGGCGGAGCUUCAGCCUCCCCUGUUUGAUGUACACCCUUUGCGGGUCCUGGUCCUGAUGACAAAGAGCGGCUAUCAGCCCCCAAAGCUCAAAGAGAAAGCCCGGUGGACACCAGCCUUCCACAACUUUGUCAAGGUGACACUAACCAAGAACCCCAAGAAAAGGCCAAGUGCCUCCAAGAUGCUGACUCAUCAACUGGUGACCCAGCAAGGACUUGGCCGCAACCUGACCCUUGAUCUCCUUGAGAAACUACGUGAUCCUGACAAACUCCCCAGAUGUGAAACGGAUGAAGAGGAACAAGAGGUGCCCCCACCUCCUGUGCCGCGAAGAAUUCGCUCCAGCCAACGGCAAGGCGUAACCUCACCUGGAUGUACUGAACCCCAAGCUCAUAAUUUUGGCCUUGAUCUCAGAAACCGGCGGAGUCUAGAGUCCCCGAAUUUCACGGAAACCACCGCAGACCCUGGUUAUGGGACUGGCAGCCACCUCUAUAGCUCUGCAUUCAGCAGCAGAGAAGCAGCAACAGACUCAGACAAUGAUUAUGAUGAUGUGGACAUCCCCAGCGCAUGUCAUGCAAGCAGUGAAACCUUAUCUACCAACCUCCCACCUCCACUGCCUCCAAAGCCUAAACUCCGGAUCUCGUCAGAUGAGACUGUGGCGGAAAGAUCGGCUGCAAGGUGUCCUGGCAAGCUCAGAUUGCGGGGAAGAUGCUCCAGCGGCCCCAUUGCAAGCAGGGCACCUCAGCAAAUGCCUCCGAUGGCAGCCCAGGCCUCUCACCUUACUGCCAGAUCAGUCCCUGAAUUGUUCCCAGUCCCCCAGAUUGAAGAACCACCCAUCCUUCCACCCAAACCGGAGAAGAAACAGAAACCUGACAGAGCACUCUUCAAGAAGGUGUUUAAUGAGUGCCCCUUACACAUCACCUCGGCGACUGCUUGGACUCAUCCAAAUACUAAUGAGCUGCAUUUAAUUCUGGGAGCUGAAGAAGGGAUCUUUGCCUUGAAUCGGAGUGAGAGUGAACCCACACUAGAACUGCUCUAUCAUAGCCGCACCACAUGGGUGUACUGCAUUGGAAAUGUCCUCAUGUCGCUUUCUGGAAAGUCCUCCCAGCUCUUCUCUCAUAGUUUACUGGGCCUGUAUGAGCAGAGCAGGCGAGAGCAGCGGCCUGGGAUGUCCAUCUCUCCCCACAGAUUGUUACCCAGGAAAAAUGUCACUACCACAAAGAUUCCAGAUACCAAAGGAUGCCAAAAAUGUUGCACAGCCAAAAAUGCACAAAGCAAUUGCCACUAUCUAUGUGGGGCACUAGAGGCAGGCGUGGUGCUGCUACAGUGGUAUGAACCCAUGCAGAAAUUCAUGCUGGUCAAGUAUUUCGACUUCCCGCUCCCUUCUCCGUUGCCCGUCUUUGAGAUGCUGAUGACCUUUGAUGAAGAGUACCCUUUGGUUUGCAUUGGAGUGAGCAAGGGCCCCCCAGGGCAAGCAGUACAGUUCCAGAUCAUCAACCUAAAUUCACUUACCUCUUGGUUCAUUGAUGACAGCAGUGAACCUGCAUGCUCUGGCCCUGUCCAGGUGACCCAGCUGGACAGCAAGACGGUACUGGUUCUGAUGAACAGGAGCAUCCAGUUUGUCAGCCUCCAAGGAUUGCUGCUUCAGUGCCCUCCACAACUCACUUUCGACGUGGAAAUGGAAUCAGUUGCGGUGGUGCGCAACAGUGUGUAUGCAUUUUGGCGCCAUGGAGUGCAGAAGUGGAUUCUGGAAUCAGGACAGGUUGCACAGGAUCUGCGGGAUCAGCGAUGGACCUUCCGGCUACUGGGAGCCUCAAGCACUAUUGUGUUAGAGACACGGCCUGUGGAUGAACCCAACUCCACCAGCAACCUCUACGUCCCCGAAUGACACUCACCAAACAUUUACUGACAAGGCAUUCUUACAUACAGACUCGUUCAGUUGCUUCCCUCUUUCCUGAGCCUGCUGGGUUGCUUCCAGAUCUUCAACAUGGACAGUCUUGAAGGAGAAAACAAGGGGAACAGGAGUGGACCCGGUCUGCCAUGUGCCUCAGUGCUGCUCCAAAAACCAGUAAGAAAAGGACUGGAUUGGGAAAACCACUUUGCAUUUCACUUAGUCUGGCACAGUACCUUCUCUCAGUACACACAAACGGAUGUCAGUUUUCUGGUUUCAUGUCUCCUUUUACAUACAGGCUUCACCUUAGUAAAAAUUGUGCCCAUUUUUCCUGUUUUUCAGUUAUUUCUUUGCUCUCUUCUCAUUUAUGUGUAAAGAACAGAAAAUCCUCUUGGUCUGGCUAGGCUACCUUGUCAGUGCCUGGCUUAUGAUCCUGGUGCUGCCUUGGACCUAGUGCAAACAGAGCUAAGACUGAGACAAGCCUUUUGUUUGAGAGGGAGCAUUUGGGCAUAGUGUCCUGAAGGUGUCUGUCCAAAGCUUACUAAAUAAAGCACUGUCAA